AUGCAGUCGGAGGAGGGUGAAGAGCAGAUGCAAUGUAAUCCAAACAAGCAGCCCGAUUCCGAUUUACCUUCGCCCCGAAGUGCGGAGGUGUGCGGCGAUUCCGGUGACAGCACAAAAAUUAAUAUCGUCUUAAAACCGGUCGGUGAUGCUCCCAUCAUGAAGCAACGCAGAUGGCUUGUUUUGCGCUCUCGUCCGUUGGCGUGGGUAAACGCGUUCAUCCGCAAGUACCUUAACCUGGACCAGAAAGAUUCGCUGUUCCUCUACGUCAACCAGAGCUUCUGCCCGUCACCCGACUAUACCAUCGACAAUCUCUACAGCUGCUUUGGCUCCGAUGGCAAGCUAAUUAUCAAUUACAGCAUUUCGGAAGCGUGGGGCUGA
Messenger RNA from Soboliphyme baturini, 378 nucleotides. The record is from the annotation of a GenBank genome assembly. Lineage: Eukaryota; Metazoa; Nematoda; Enoplea; Dioctophymatida; Soboliphymatidae.